Scutellospora calospora is the source of this 727-nucleotide messenger RNA. Lineage: Eukaryota; Fungi; Glomeromycota; Glomeromycetes; Diversisporales; Gigasporaceae. The record is from the annotation of a GenBank genome assembly.
UAAUAGGAGUUGAGGGUUUCGUUGGGCGAUGGAUCGUAGAAAUGCUUAUUAAGCGUGGCGAAAAAAAUAUAGCUGUUUUUGACAUUGUACAGCGGUAUUUUGAUAAAGAACUUACACAUUAUACUGGUGACCUUAGUAAUUACAAUGACAUUAAUGAAGCCAUUCGAAGAAGCAACGCUACGAGCGUGAUUCACACAGCUUCUCCACCGCCUACAGGUGUAAUUUCUAAAGAAUUGUUCUGGAAGGUUAAUGUUGACGGUACAAAAAAUGUAAUCGCUUCUUGCAUUGCUAAUGGUGUUAAAAAAUUGGUGUAUACUAGUAGUUCAAGUGUCGUUUACGAUGGAAUUAACGAAAUAAUUAAUGCGGAUGAAACCGCACCUUUUCCUGAAACACAUAUGGAUGCCUAUAAUGAAACAAAGGCAAAAGGUGAAAGGCUUGUGCUCGAAGCGAAUGGAAAUAACGGCCUUCUUACAUGUGCCAUUCGUCCAUGUGGUAUUUUCGGUCCAAAUGACACACAGAUGAUUCCAUCCGCAAUCAAAAUUAUGCAACAAGGUCAAUCAAAAUUUCAAAUCGGCGAAAAUUCCAAUUUAGUUGAUUGGACUUAUGUUGAAAACGUUGCUCACGCACAUUUAUUGGCUUCUGAUAAAUUAUUUGAUGGAAGUCCGGUUGCAGGAGAGGUAUUUAAUAUUACAAAUGGUACGCCGAUACCAUUCUGGGACUUGAUAAG